Messenger RNA from Setaria italica (foxtail millet), 1758 nucleotides. RefSeq names its product sprT-like domain-containing protein Spartan. Gene Ontology annotation, cellular component: nucleus. Gene Ontology annotation, biological process: DNA damage response. NCBI's taxonomy places the organism in Eukaryota, Viridiplantae, Streptophyta, Magnoliopsida, Poales, Poaceae. The transcript is spliced from 7 exons. The coding region runs from base 114 to 1442 and encodes 442 amino acids. Gene Ontology annotation, molecular function: metalloendopeptidase activity; polyubiquitin modification-dependent protein binding; single-stranded DNA binding. The record is from RefSeq and is a predicted model, not a curated record.
AAUGGCUAAACACAUCCAGAUUCAGGACCCUGACCCCGGAGGCUUUGCCUAAACCCUCCUCCAUCGUCCUCGUCGCCAGCGGCCAGCGCCCCUGGUCUCACCCAAAUCCGGCCAUGGUGGGCUCGAAUCCGGAGCGGAGCGGAGGGGCGCCGGACAUCUCCGAGCUAUUCUGCCACUACAACUCCCUCUACUUCCGCGAUUCCCUCGGGUCGUGCGCCGUCUCGUGGGCAGAGGACCCACUACCCGAUCGUGAUGUAAGCACGUGUGACUAUUAUCCUGGAGGUGGUGGUUGUAUUAUACUUCUUUCCAAAUCCUUAUGCGAAUGUCAUGAUGAAUCUGAUCUGAAGAAUGCUUUGCUUCAUGAGAUGAUUCAUGCCUAUAUUUGCAUCAAAGACAAUAACAGUGACCACAGUGAUCAUGGUGCAAAAUUUCGGAAACUGAUGAAUAAAAUCAAUUUGAGCUCUGUAGCAGAUCCCCGUCGACCAGUUGGUGGCUACAGCAUAACACUGCUCCAUGAGAUCAGAAAGAAAUACUAUCACUACAAGUGUCAAAGCUGUGGAGAUUUGAUCAAGUCAAUCAUGAUGAAAGUUCCUUCUGGUAAUGACUGCAUUGAGAGAAAAGGUGCCGAUGACCCAUGUCAAAAUUCUAAGUGUCACUGGCACAGACACAAGCAGCAGUGCUCGGGUAGCUAUUGUAGAGUUCAAGAAUCAUUACCUGGAGGUCCAAAAGCGGAAGAAGCACUCACCGAGGGCAAGGCUGACGAAGCUGUCUGCAAAAGUUGGCACUUCACACAUACAUCAGAUCAGGGCAGAAGAAGCAACAAAAAUGAGCGGGAAGAUGCCUCUGCUGGGUUCCUUCAUGUUACUGAUAAUGCAGUUGGCUGUUCAGGACUGGAUUCCUCUUCAAGAGAUAGGUCUAACAAGAAAAUCAAAUUUUCAAAGGAUGUUUGCUGUGACCUUCAAAUGGCAGAAGCUGUUCAUGAGGCACCAAAACGUCCACGAACAGCUGUACUAGAGAACCAAGAGUGCAGCAGACGGAAGAAAAGGAAACAAAGCAAGCUGGAUGGUUCAUACUCGGUAAUAAUUGAGUGGUUGAAUUACUAUUGUUAUAGUGAGUCGGAUGAAGAUGAGGUGCCAUUGGUCAAUAAGCGAACAGAAAGAAGACGACGGCAAAAAAUACAUGAAAUUUCUAUAGCCAGGGAAUCCCGCAAUUAUGUUGAGUCUGGACACUCAACUUCUCACACAGGUGGUUCUUGCUUGCAAGAUCCAGGGGACAACAGCAAACUUGAAAUUGUGCCAGCUUCUCAGCCUGAAGAAAUAUCCUGGCCAAUUCAUUCGGUGGGUAGUAAUGGAGUUGCUGGAAAUCAAGCUGGCCAUGAAUCUGUGUCUUCUCCAUUGGAUUCACCAAUUAGAGGUGAAAUUGUCGACAUUUCAGAUGGUUGAGUGCAAGAGUUUCUUGUUAGUUCAUUAUAACUGAAGCCUGGAUAUAGUACAAUGUUAAUGGUUGUAAAUACCAAUGUUUUAAAUCUCCGGCUAUGGGGUUUAGUAGUAGGAAUAUAAAAUAGCUAAUAGUGGAGCUAAAUGAUGCUGCUUAAAUUGCUAUAGCCGGAGAUUUAAAACCUUGGUUUGUGUUAUGCACCUUUCAACUUCUAGACGGUAGACAUCGCAGACUGCUGAAGCCGUCCUGUGCAGCAUGUGUCUGCCUUUGUACAUGAGUUUUCUUUCCAUUAAUUUAUACCUUUGUAUAUAAGUUCUGUUU